Epinephelus moara (kelp grouper) is the source of this 6837-nucleotide messenger RNA. It is a transcript of the gene nhsl1a, whose product is annotated as NHS-like 1a. Lineage: Eukaryota; Metazoa; Chordata; Actinopteri; Perciformes; Serranidae. The coding region runs from base 1 to 6468 and encodes 2155 amino acids. Gene Ontology annotation, biological process: cell differentiation. The transcript is spliced from 10 exons. The record is from RefSeq and is a predicted model, not a curated record.
AUGAUUUCCUAUGUGGAGUGUCUGGGCAGGGAAGGGGCGGGGCCUGGCGUGGGGUCAAGCUGCUGGAACGGCGAUCCCGACGAAGAGCGCGAUGAGCUUCUCCCGCGCAAGAUGGCUGCCCUGCAACCGAAAACAGAGGGCAGCCUGCGUCGGCGCCUUCUCAGCGCCAAACUCCACCAGCACCACGGCGCCAUCUUGGGGCUGAACGUGGGUGGUGCCGGCAGACCCGGGACGCCCUCAGGUGACAAAAAGCCCCUCCCGCCUCACCUUCAGUAUCCAGGCAGCAGCCCUCUGAACCACCACCAGCACCUCCCCCCACGAUCCCACAUCCACCCUUCGAAUGCUCAUGGGAAGCUUUUCCUCGCCCCAGAGACUUAUGGGAAACUCAGCCAACAAACCCCACCCCUUCAGCUACCACGCUCCACCUACCCAGUCCUCACCCAGCGGAGCCGGACAGGUUCAUGCCCCCCCACGCCGGAGCCCCGCCCCUGCUACACCCUGCCCAUCCCCUCCCCUCUCAGCGCUCCACCGCACCUCAGGGAGCCGGAGGUGCCGCCACAGUACCGCUACCGGCCCAGCAAGAGGCGCAGAACUGGGUUCUUCUGCUUCAGAUCCCACCGAGGGAGGAGCUCCGGGCUGGAGACGACACAAACCACACCCCUUCUGCAUAGAGCAGGGGACGGGGACACUAAGUGGUCUGUUCACUACACUACCCAAAAGCCCCAGCAGGGUCUGCUCUUCGUCCCUGGAAAGAGACGGUCCGGCAGCGCUGAUGACCUGCGAGCAUGUAACAGGCUGACUCAGCAUGGUUACAGCCGAACAGUCGGCUCUCAGCUGCACCCGCCCGGCCCCACCCCCCGCCCAUCCUCCUCUGGCCUCGACCAAUCAGAGGGCAGCAAAGCGCGCAGAGGGUGGAAGGACAAAAGCAGGAGGAUGUCCUCAGCAUGCUCAGAUGAAGAGGAGAGGUUCAUCUUGAACAACACGCGACCUCUGACCCCCCUGGUCCUCAACCCCGUCCAUCGCACCUCCUGUUGGGAAGUCUUUGCCCCCACUUACGAGCUGACAGCGGACACGGAGAUAGAGCCGACCCCCCGGCUUCCGACUCCAGAGGAGAGGAUGAGGCAGCAGGCGGAGGCAGUCCCAGCUGAUAUAGUUCCGAUCAAUAUAACAGGAGCAAGUUUUGAUCGUCAGGCCAGCUUUCGAAAAGUGGUUUCUAACACUGACUCGUUAUCCCGGCAACCCCGCAACCUGAGCCGCCGCAAGACAGUAACCGGAGUACCUGAUGAUGUCAGCAGGAAACGUGACUCUCCUUCGGUUUCUUCCAUUCUUCCCGGUCAGUUCUCCACUGUUGGUCGAACUGCCUCAUCCUCCUGCAACUCCGCCCACCAACAGGAGAACAAAGGGGAGGAGGUGGAGAGGGGAGAGGUCAGAGAGGAGGGGCAGGUCCCAGCAAGGAGGAUCCGAGCCCCAAGAGGAAGGGGGAUGUCCAGCCUCAUGGCCUCUCUUACCUCCUCCCCACCCGUCGACUACUCUUCAUCCUCCUCAGAGGUCCACAGCCUCCCCCGCAUGGCAACCAACUCCUCCCUGAACUCUGAGGCCAGCUGUAGCAGUGCCUCCUACAGGACACUCAGUGCCUCCUCCUCUUGUUGCCAGGAUCUACAGGGUUUCCCCAGCGACCUCCAGCCCCUGCUGCCCUUUGACCCCACUGCCAGAGUCAUCCCCCAGUCUCCCUCCUCCUCCUCCUCUUCUUUACCUUCCUCCCCGGUCACCUCCUCCCUCCCCAGUACCCCCAGCCGUGCCCUGCAACCAGAGUGGUCUUACCCUAGCGAUAAGUCCCUGAAUGAGGCUGCCCAAUAUCGCAGUUCCCUGUCCUCCUCCCACUACCUCUCUUCCUCUUCCAUCGCAGAGUCUGAGUCAGAGUUUGGUUACCAGGCUCUGGAUGACCAGACCCCCACCCAGCAAGAGACGUGGAACUACCAGCCCCUGUCUCCCAGCUCCAGCAUCCACAGCAGCCAGACCGGGAGUGACUGGACAGGCAUUACCCAGGAAAUGAGAUGUGUUUCUGGGGAAGGUUGGAGCUGCGAUUCCCUGCUUUCCUCUGGUCGCUCCACUCCCUCUCAUGCUGACAGCAACUCUUUGUGUUCAGAGAAAAGGCCCACCUCUCCCUUGCUAAAUCGGGAGAAAAGAAAGCACAGCACUUCCUCUUCAUACUCGUGCAGCAGCACACGCAGCAUCUCCCUCCGCAAGUCCAAGCGCCCGCCUCCUCCGCCAUUGCGCUCUGACUCUCUGAGGCGCCGCCCGGGUCGUAGCAAACCCUCCCGCUCCUCCUCUAGUCCCCGUCCGGUGCAGAGCCCCCACUUGGAGCACACCACCCAUCAGACCCCUGCAUCAUCCCCACAGACCUUUGAUGACCCCUGGGUACCCCGAAGCAACACCAAAAGACGCCAGAGUGGGUUUAACUGUGGGACAGUAACAACCUUUGAACCUCUAAGCCCUGACUGCCAGGCGGCUACCUCCACUGACGAUCCUACUACUGAACAGCUACUGCCGAGCCCCAGGCACCCACAUGCCCACGUCUUCACUCCUGAGUCUCCAGGCUCAGAGGAGGAGGGGCUAAGACUUACUCUCAACCCCCAACCAGCUGCCUCUUCUGUGGCCGGGCUUCAGCGCCUUGCUUCACCAUCCAGUGGCUACUCCAGCCAGUCCAACACCCCUACACCUGGCACUCCUGUGUCCUCCCCCCUCUCCCCCUCCUCGCCUCUCGCAGCAAGCCCUGGAGCCUUCUCCCUCCCCCCGACCUCCCCCUUCUCCUCUUUACACUCAUCUUCCUUCCCCCUGUGCCCUGCUGUCUCCUCCGUGCCCAGGGUGAUGUCUCGGGCCGAAGGGAAGCCGAAGCCACCGGUGCCAGAGAGGAAGUCGUCACUCUUCUCAUCCCUGUCCUCCUCAUUUUCCUCCACCUCCUCCCUCUCCUCUUGCACCUCCUCAGACUCCUCUGCCAAGCAUCCUCUUCUCCCCGCCCCACCUCCUCCUCCUCCUCUACCAGAGUCUUCCUCUCCUUCGCCUCCUGUCUUCUACUCCCCCUUUCCCGAGUCCCUUCCUCCACCUCCUCCUCUUCCUCAGCCCUGCCAGCCUGCUCCUUCCUUCACCAAACUCUCUGCUGCUCCUCCUCCUCCACCAUCAUCCCUUCCUCCUCCACCUCCUCCCCCUCCUCUUCUUCCACCCUCUUCCCUCCCUAGUCCUCCUCCUCUACCUCCUUCCUCACGGCCUCCUCCUCCCCCCUACUCCUACACUGUUAAACAGGCCUCCCACGGUCUUGUGUCCACCACGUCAUCAUCAACCAACUUCCCUCCUCCACCAACCUCUCCCCCUCUGCCCCCAUCUUCUCCUCUCCCUCCCUCGUCAGAACUCUCAGAAUUGCCAAUCGCUGAUCUUCCUCCACCACCACCACCACCACCACCUCCUCCUCCUCUCCCCACAUCCCCUGCCACCCCCCUUUCCGCACCAGGCCUUGGCAAGUCCCCAAACCUCUAUGUUAAAGUGGCCACGACCCCCUGCCCUCUGGUCACUGCCCAAGCUUUGCAGGGUGUUAAACUCCGCUCCAUCAAGAACGAAAAAGGUCUCACUAGCAUUGCUAAUACUCUCCCUGAUCUACCAAACAAAGAAGUUCCUCCAGGUAGUGCUGCGCUGGCUAAUGCUAAUCUUGAUAGCCAGGCUAGCACUGAAGAUACACUAGUUGGAGCUGGAUCACAAAAUGCUGCCUGUCAUCUCUGGAGCAAUGAACCCAACAUAACUUUAACAGGUAAUGCUAACGUCAGUUGCCCUGCUAAUGGUUUUGCAAAGCGACCUGGAUGCAAAUCUGAUCACGAUAACCACAACCUUACAAAACGUGAUGUGGGGACAUCCAAAGAAGAGUCAUCUUAUACUAAUCUACUGAGCCGAGGAGGCAUUGCCGCUAGCCCAGCUAACCAAAGAUGCUCUGGGCCGAAGGUAACCAACGGGGAAACUCCUCAAGACAUCCAGUACAAUGAACAGGAGAAGGAAGACUCAGUCCCCAGGUCAGAUAGUCCCUGGGUCAAAAUGUCUUGUGGUGCUGACAUAAACCACAAAAACACAAUUAUUCAACAUCCGUUUUUGCACCAACUGGUCACGGAUAUAACAGUGCCAGACACUAAGCUAACUGUAGAGAAACAGGGAAACACAGACUCUUCGUACUGGACCCUCUCUGGAUCAAAACAAGAGUCUCACAGAGAAGGCGGAACAACACUGUCAGAGAGCAGAGAUGAGAUAGAGACACAUGAUAAGAAUAAUUCAGAAAUAUGGAACGGUGCAGCUGAUGAGGUUUCAGUAGCAUAUAGGGAUCUUAAACAGAGUAAUAGGAUCUGUCAGCCAGGAAGCCCGAGGAAACUCCGCUCCCCAGAGAAGCCGACCCUGCCAAAGAAGCCCAAUCUUUGCAUUUUGGGUCUCAUGCCAUCCCCUGAGGCCACACGAGGACCAGGUGGGUGGAAGAGCGGUGGACAAAUCACAGCACCUUCUCCUGGGCUCAACAGCCAAUCACAGCUUCCCGCUGAUUCCUUAUGCACACCAUUGCACAGACACCUGACCCCGAGUUCCCCUUCACAAAAGCACCUGACUUGCACCGCUGUUGACAAAAUGAUUACUCCUGACAAAUCAGUGACGCAAACUUUACCAUCAAUUGAUGACACUGCUUCACCUGUAAACACAACACCUGCCAAUGUCACCGCACACUCACCUGCCAGCUCCCUUCAGAGGCAGAAGCCACCAAUUUUGCACAAGAAGCCGGAUGUCUCAUCGACUUCACCCAAAACAAACAAACCACUCACUGCAGCUAAAGAUAAAGGGGAGGCAUCACAAGGCACCACCGGGACCAGAAGCACCUUAGGGACCAUCUGCGCCACGGGGAUCAUGGCUACCACAAGGGCUAGGAACACUUUAAAUGGGACCAUGGAGAACUGUGGUACCUCAGGAACUUGGGGAACCUCUGAGACCUGUAGCAUCUACAGGAACUCAUGGGUGUAUGGAGCUACCUCCACCCAGAAUGGUAGCACCCAAACUGGGGCAACAGACCCCUGGAUCAUCAAGACAAGACUUCAUAAGGACAAUGAGAGAAUGUUUCAUAAGAGCAUUAUGAGAUCAUCGCUGGCUGAAGAUGAAGAGGAAGAGGAGCAGGAGAGGGUGGAAGAGAGGGAGAUGAAGACAACGGGGAUGAUGAUGACGUCUUCCACCGCAAGGAAAAAGGACAAAGCAAGGAAGAGGAGGAAGAGGAGGGCAGGCAGGAAGCUGCUAAUGAUGUCAUCAGCAAUGGAACCCUCCCCCUCUUCAUCGUCAUCAUCAUCAUCCUCAUCAUCUUCAUCCUCAUCUGGAGAUGAACGAGAUGUGGUGAAAGAGAGAACGAUGCCAACAAGUCAGAGGAGGAGGACAAAGACAGUAUGCAAUCAAGACACCAGUGACUCCGAGAGCUCCUGCACUCUGAUUGGUCAAAGCAGGUGCUCCCUCAGCAGUGCGCUGUCCACCGACAGCUUGCAGGGGGAGCUGUCGCUUCCAGACCUCCUGAUACAGGAGGAUGAAGAGGAAAAGAAGAGCAAGGAGGGAGCAGACAGUAGGAGGGAGGUGGUGAAGGAGGCCCGAGGACCUCCAGAUGCCGAUGUGUUCGUCAGUGUUUCGGCAGAUCAGAUGUUUGUCUCCGGUCGACCACGGACGACAGAGGAUCUGUUUGCUGUCAUCCACAGGUCUAAGAGGAAGAUGCUUGGAAGAAGGGAUGCAGAAGAUGGUAAGCUCCGUAUCUCGUCUUCUUCCUCCUCUUCUGCCUCUCCUUCGGACACACCCUCUGUCCCUCUGGCCCGUCUUACCCGACCUGCAGCACUCAGAGAUCAAAGGUCAGCGAGAAGUGAAAGCUUUAAGGCCCUGCUGCUGAGGAAGGGUAGUCGGUCUGAUUCAUCGUCUCGAAUCUCGGCUGUCGAACGGCUUGGCAUACUUGCUGCUCCUGCUGCCAUUGGUGACCUUCAGAGUGUGCCGCCACCGCCACCGCCACCAGACCUCCCUCAAGACAAACCUAUGAUCGUGUCCCGUACCUCAGAUACAUGUGACACUAAUACCCACCUCACUCUGGACGCACCUUUGUCCACAACGUCUCUGUGCAAUCAGAGCUUCUCCAUGAUCGGAUUCGGAUGGGGGCAAAGGGAUCUGAGCCACAAUGACCUCCUCCUCUCCUCCUCCUCCUCCUCUCACUUCCUCUUCCUCUCCUCCUCCUCCUUGCGGCCUCGCUCCCUCACUCCCCCUUGCUCAUCCAGUCGGCGCUUUGCAGCUCGCUGCCGCCUCUAUGCCGCCCCUAUGACCGCCAUCUUCGAAGGGGACAGUGAGGAGGAGGAAGAGGACGACGACGACGAGGUUUUCAUGAAGUCUCCAGGAACCGAAGGAGAAUCGAGCCAGAGGUUGGUUGAGACUUCCUGAUGGACAGGCGACAUUUAUAAACGCAGCUGCGAUGUGGAUCCGACAGGAAGUCCAUGGAGCAUACCUGCGUGAUGCACCUUCCCCAGAAAGUCCUUCCUGAACGUGACAAGGUCUGGGUCUUCAUCUGAUCCCAAUCAGGUUCACAAACAUGUCGCGCUGAACUCAGCUGACCUCCACUGGACUGACUUACAGCCUGAAGCAUCUUACUGAAUGUACCGAAGCACACUCGGCGACUCUCGGACUUGUCACUAGCAGCCACACUGACGUGUCAGAAAACUACAGAAGCCUGGAAAGGACACUCUUGUGGUUACUCAAGUUGUUUCCUUAUGAUUGUGGAACCAUGAUCUCAAGAAAACAAAUAAUUUUCUU